Messenger RNA from Podospora pseudocomata, 504 nucleotides. RefSeq lists its product as uncharacterized. The record is from RefSeq and is a predicted model, not a curated record. The transcript has 3 exons. Gene Ontology annotation, biological process: carbohydrate metabolic process. NCBI's taxonomy places the organism in Eukaryota, Fungi, Ascomycota, Sordariomycetes, Sordariales, Podosporaceae. The coding region runs from base 1 to 504 and encodes 167 amino acids.
AUGGAUGCACAGACACCGGCGAAGACCUUUCAGGAUGUUGUCGACUUGAAGGGCAUCAAACCCUCGCUUCAGAUAUAUGUGUCCAUCGGUGGAGCAAGUCUUGACCUUCGUACCCCCACAGCAGUAACCGAUAAUGGCACAGCAGCACAGCCCGUAUUUGGCAACAUUGCCCGAACUGCUGCCAACCGUCAGAAAUUUGCGCGUGCCUUACUCAAGUUCAUGAAUCAGUACGGCUUUGACGGUGCUGAUCUUGACUGGGAGUACCCAGGCGCACCAGACCGCAGAGGCAAGCCGGAUGACACCAAGAACUAUGUCGAGCUGUUCAAGACGCUACGGGAGGCAUUUGACAAGUCAGGUAGAAGGCUGGGCCUCACCUUUACUGCCCCUUCUUCGUACUGGUACUUGAAGUGGUUCGACCUGCCAGGCUUGAUGAAGUAUGCCGACCGGUUGAAUCUGAUGUCGUAUGACCUGCAUGGAGUGUGGGAUGGAGACAAUCCGAUGUAA